CCAUCGUUACGGAACUCAAAAUCAGGUUUAGAACCCAUUUUAAAACCACAAAACAAAUCGGAAGCAGGUGAGAGAGAGAGAGAGAGAGAGAGACGCAUUAGAAUUUGAAAAAACGACUCUAUUGCUAUCACGUUCUCUCUUUUUUUUCUCUCUCUACAAUUUUUUUUUUUUCUCUCUCUCUCUCUCUAUUCUUUCCACUCUCUCAACGCCGACAUCGUAACGGUUCGCCGUCGCUCAACGGCGGCGCCGCUUGGCCUACGCCGGCGAUUUCUCGAAGCUUAUCAGCCACCGCGAUCUCUGUAUUUCUUUCAUCUAAGCUGUUUCCUAUAUAUUUUUUGUUUGUAUAUCAGAAUAAGCAUUAAAAGGCAUACAAAAUGAUUGGAUCGUUUCUUACCAGAGGACUUGUAAUGGUUUUUGGUUAUGCUUAUCCAGCUUAUGAGUGCUUCAAAACUGUGGAAAUGAAUAAACCAGACAUUGAGCAACUUCGCUUUUGGUGCCAGUAUUGGAUUUUAGUUGCAAUGUUGACAGUUGGUGAGAGGAUUGGUGACACUUUCAUUUCAUGGCUUCCAAUGUACAGCGAAGCUAAGUUGGCAUUCGUCAUAUAUCUUUGGUAUCCUAGAACAAAGGGAACCACAUAUGUUUACGAUUCAUUCUUUAAACCAUACGUUGCAAAGCAUGAGACAGAAAUUGAUCGGAAUUUGUUGGAACUGAGGACUAGGGCAGGAGACAUUGCAGUUUUGUAUUGGCAAAGGGCCGCGAGCUAUGGUCAGACUAGAAUUUUUGAGAUUCUACAAUAUGUUGCUUCACAGUCUACACCAAGACCUCGCCCUUCUCAGCCGCAGCAACCAGGUGCUAGAGUUCGCCAACCUGCACCUGCACCAAAUCGCAAACCAGCUGCUACAACGAAACCUCAGAGCGAAGAACCACCUUCUCCUACUUCUAGUACAUCUUCAAGUCAACACCAACAAGAGGAGGUAACACAGGAGUUGGGUAAUUCACAAACACCUGCAGCAGCUUCCCCUGCAGCUGGCUUGAAUGAACUUAAAACAGCUGUGACACAGCCUACUACAGAAAUCAUCAACCGUUCAGACUCAAAUGGAACAGAAGCAAUGCAGAUUGAACAAGCGACGACUUCUUCAGCCGAUGACAGUGCGAACCCUCCCCCACAAGAGACCGUGAUGGAGGAAGCCAUCAGGGUUACACGUGGCAGAUUGAGGAAAAACCGUGCUGCAGCGACUCGUUAAAUAACAAAGUCAGCUUCUUCCUCCUCAAAUUACCUUGCAAAAUAUGAGUAUUUAGGCAGUAGAUGGACAGAUGGAUUAUGGAAUGUUGAUGUACAUUUUACCAUUGUUCAAUUUCAUUUGUUGCUUCUGUGA
Molecule: messenger RNA, 1376 nt
Organism: Cornus florida
Lineage: Eukaryota; Viridiplantae; Streptophyta; Magnoliopsida; Cornales; Cornaceae
Product: putative HVA22-like protein g
Exons: 7
Coding region: 375-1244 (289 amino acids)
Source: RefSeq, a predicted model, not a curated record